GGGGCGAGCUGCAGCGGGCCGGCGGCGGCGGCGGGAGCUCCUCCGUCUCUCCGUGGAGCUCUGCCUUCCUACUGUCGGUUCAGUCCAGUCCUGCUUCCACCUGGAAUGUAGGGAGCUUGUGUGUCUCCAGGACCUGGAGUAAAGCGUUGUGCACCAAAGGAAGAGGCUGCUUCCACCCUCCCCUCUUAACAUGCUGGAAUGUAGUUUCCACCGAGCUGGGGGGUUCAUGUUCCGGGAGUGAACGGGCAGCUGCCAACUCGGUAGUAAUGUUAGCAGCUGCCAGCUGGAAUGAGCCUUUCUAGCUUGCUCUGUUAGCUUGCUUUUGAUCUGACUUCUGUCCAUAGACAUCUGCCCCUCGCCUGCCACUGCCCCGCUGGAUCCCCAAGCCUCGGUUCCGGCCGGCAGGGAGGGUUACGAUUCUCCUUUCACAGUCUUCUCGUGAGUUCCCGAGAUGCAAGCAGAGUCCCUUCUCCACAGUGGCUACUUCCACCCCGUGCUGCGCUCCUGGCAGUGUUCAGCAACCACCUUCGAUGCUUCCAACCUUAUCUACCCCAUUUUUGUCACUGACAGCCCUGAUGCGGUGGAACCUAUCGCCAGCCUCCCCGGGCAAGCCAGGUAUGGAGUCAACAAGCUGGAAGGGGUGCUGCGCCCCCUUGUUGAGGACGGCCUGAAGUGCGUGCUCAUCUUCGGGGUGCCCAGCAAGGUCCCCAAGGAUGAGAGAGGCUCUGCCGCGGAUGUGGAGGACACACCUGCCAUUCAGGCAAUCAGAAAGAUCCGUUCCACCUUCCCAGAGCUGCUCAUUGCCUGCGACGUCUGCCUGUGCCCUUACACAUCCCAUGGGCACUGUGGUAUCCUGCGUGAAGAUGGCACCAUCCAGAAUGAACUCAGUUGCCAGCGGCUAGCAGAAGUGUCACUGGCUUAUGCCAAAGCAGGCUGCCACAUCGUUGCCCCCUCAGAUAUGAUGGAUGGGCGUAUUGCGGCUGUGAAGAAUGCACUGAUCUCCAAUGACAUGGGCAACAAGGUCUCAGUGAUGAGCUACAGCGCCAAGUUUGCAUCCUGUUUUUAUGGUCCAUUCAGAGAUGCCGCGCUAUCCAAACCCGCGUUUGGAGACAGGCGAUGUUACCAGCUGCCUCCGGGCGCCAGGGGCCUGGCCGUGCGAGCUGUGGACCGGGAUGUGCGUGAGGGAGCCGAUAUGCUGAUGGUGAAACCUGGGAUGCCCUACCUGGACAUCGUCAGGGAUGUCAAGGCCCGACAUCCCACCCAUCCGCUGGCGGUGUACCACGUGUCCGGGGAGUUUGCGAUGCUGUGGCACGGGGCGCAAGCCGGUGCCUUCAGCCUGAAGGCUGCAGUCACGGAGGCCAUGACGGCAUUCAGGCGCGCAGGCGCCGACGCCAUCAUCACGUACUUCGCGCCGCAGCUCCUGCGCUGGCUGAAGGAGGAGGCGGCGGCGGCGGGCCGGGCCUGAGCGCGGCCGGCCCGGGAGGCCGGGGCUGGGGCCGGGGAUCAGGGGCCGCCGCGGCCG
This is a messenger RNA of Rhea pennata, 1522 nucleotides long. It is a transcript of the gene ALAD, whose product is annotated as aminolevulinate dehydratase. Gene Ontology annotation, cellular component: cytosol. The record is from RefSeq and is a predicted model, not a curated record. Lineage: Eukaryota; Metazoa; Chordata; Aves; Rheiformes; Rheidae. The coding region runs from base 452 to 1465 and encodes 337 amino acids. Gene Ontology annotation, biological process: heme biosynthetic process. The transcript is spliced from 14 exons. Gene Ontology annotation, molecular function: zinc ion binding; porphobilinogen synthase activity.